This is a messenger RNA of Topomyia yanbarensis, 1276 nucleotides long. RefSeq names its product GATA zinc finger domain-containing protein 14-like. NCBI's taxonomy places the organism in Eukaryota, Metazoa, Arthropoda, Insecta, Diptera, Culicidae. The coding region runs from base 546 to 1256 and encodes 236 amino acids. The record is from RefSeq and is a predicted model, not a curated record. The transcript is spliced from 2 exons. Gene Ontology annotation, biological process: membrane protein ectodomain proteolysis; Notch signaling pathway. Gene Ontology annotation, molecular function: metalloendopeptidase activity. Gene Ontology annotation, cellular component: plasma membrane.
CAGAUGACGACACCUCCCACGUGCACGGCGUGCUAACUCGGGACAACCUUUUCGACGGCACGAUCGUGACGAACCUGGAGCAAUACUAUAUCGAGCCUGCCGCCCGGUACGGGCCGGACCUGGAGCGGCAAGGCAUCCAUACUGUGAUCUACAAACUCAGCGACGUCAGGAUCCGGCAGGAUCACCACGGUCACCAGCCGCGGCCGCAGGACAGCAGCAGCGGUGGCCGUGGUAGUGGUGGUGGUGGUGAUGAUGGUGGUAGUAGUAGCAAUAGUAGUAACAGUACUCGAAUCGAUAGUGAUAUUAGUGUCGGCGGGCGGGAAGCGGGGACGGGGCAGGAUGCGGCUGUCCAGAAUCAAUUGAAUCAAAAGUCUGAUGAUACUAGUAGUAAUAGUGUUAGGCUAAGUAGGCAAAGUGAGAGCGAAUGGGUGCGGAGAAACGGGCUGAGCGGGAAAAGCGGCGCAGGUGAAGGCGGUUUGGUACGACGGAAGAGAAGCAGCCGGAAGAGCGAUAUCAAGCGGAGGAAACGAUGGCUGCCGGAGGAGAUGCACGAAACCCGCGGUAAUCCUUCACUUCCGCUGGACCUCGAAGUUCCCUACAACGAUGAUUUCAGCAUCACGCGCAACCAUAACCUCAACCUUAACUUUAAGGAUCGAAUCAUAACCCGAACCAGCCUGGCCAGUGGCGGCAGCAGUUCCAGUUCCGGUAGUGGGCACACCGUGAACAAAAACAUCCAUAGCAACGUACAGGAUAGCAAUCGUUUCCAGCCGCCUACUCCGAUGAAUAAUAGAAAAAAUCACUUCCUCAUCAAUACGUACAACCCGAACGGUGGGGAUGCGAACCAGCGAAUAAUAACCCGCAAUCGGAACAUCAUCGGUAACGUGUACGACCAGAAUGCGGCAGUCGGUGGAGGUGACAACAGUGGCAAUAGCAGCUCGAACCCAAACCACAAGACGCACGUGGAGAUCAUCACCAAGAAUGGAUCGACGAAGAAGAACAUCAUCGUAAACAAUUACGACCCGGAUGUCACGAUCAGCGGGGCUAACGGAAAUGUGAACCUAAACGUGCGGAACGAACUGAACGAACAGAAGCAGGCAUUUGCGAGCUCGCUGUACGAUCGGAAGAGUACGUGCAUGUUGUAUCUGCAGGCGGAUCACACGUUCUUCCAGAAGAUGGGCUCGGAUGAGGCGAGCAUCGAAGCCAUCACGCGGCAUGUCCAGCGGGCCAACAUGAUCUACCGGAAGACGGGUGAGUAAUAGUUUUUGGCUUUACUGUA